This is a messenger RNA of Lotus japonicus, 2600 nucleotides long. RefSeq names its product type I inositol polyphosphate 5-phosphatase 2-like. Gene Ontology annotation, biological process: phosphatidylinositol dephosphorylation. Lineage: Eukaryota; Viridiplantae; Streptophyta; Magnoliopsida; Fabales; Fabaceae. Bases 262 to 2118 code for a protein of 618 amino acids. Gene Ontology annotation, molecular function: phosphatidylinositol-3,4,5-trisphosphate 5-phosphatase activity; phosphatidylinositol-4,5-bisphosphate 5-phosphatase activity; inositol-polyphosphate 5-phosphatase activity. The record is from RefSeq and is a predicted model, not a curated record. The transcript has 12 exons.
AAUUUAGAAUGUUGUGUGAGGACCAGCAGUAUUGUUUUCCUUAAGCAAGUUGCUGUAGUGGAUGUCCAUUGUCUUGCUUACUUCAUGUUCACACAUUUUUCUGUCCUUUUCUAUUUGGUCUUCAUAGGGAUCUUCCUUCCCAUCAGCAUUCAGAUAAUCCCAAACUUUUGUACUAUUACAAUCUGUCAAUGAGAUAUCCUCUAUUUAAGUACCACAUAUUAACUGCCAAAUAAAUGUUCUGUUCUGUUGUGACCUGAAACAAUGAAGGCAAGAAGAGGAAAACGCUCUGAGGCCUUUUGGCCUUCCAUGGUGAUGAAAAAAUGGUUAAACAUCAAGCCUAAGGUGAAUGAUUUUAGUGAAGAUGAAGUUGACACUGAAACUGAGAGUGAAGAUGAUGCUUGCUCUCCUAAAGCUUCAAGAAUGGCUGCGUGUGAAGAUAAUCCACUUAGAACACAAAGGACUCAAUCCAUAUUGCAAAGUCAAAUAUCAAGUGCAUCUUGUAAGGGCUACAAAACAAGACACCGAAGAGGAAAAUCAGAAACUCUGCGUGCUCAGUACAUAAAAACUAAGGAAGUGAGGGUAACAAUUGGCACUUGGAAUGUUGCUGGAAAAGUUCCAUCUUUAGAUCUUGAGAUUGAUGACUGGCUAUGUACUGAAGAACCAGCUGAUAUUUACAUUCUUGGUUUCCAGGAGGUAGUUCCACUGAAUGCUGGAAAUGUAUUGGGAGCAGAGGAUAAUACACCUAUUCACAAAUGGGAGGAAAUCAUUCGAAGAUCUCUAAACAAAUCUUCUGAGCCUAAUAGCAAAAAAUUAAGCCAAAGUGCCCCUCCUUCACCAGUGUUAAGAACUUCUUCUGCUGAUGAUGUGCUAGCUGACAAUAUGGGUGCUGCUAAUCCAAUAGAUAUGAUGAAUGAUGAGUAUAUAGGAAGAACUAUUGACGAUUUUGAGCUGAAACCGCGAGAAGUCAAUAACAUAAUUGGUAGCAUUAAUCUUGACUGGCCUGAACGUCCGUUAGAUGCAAUCUCCCAAAUUGUUGAUUCCAAUCCAAAGUUCAGGAGAGUCCUGAGCAGCUCAGCAAGAAUUGGCUUUAACUUGACUGAGAAUUCUUUGGUAUAUGGUGGAGGGUUGAAACGGUCACACAACAGUUCUGGAAAUUUGGGUUUGUUAUGGAAACAGCAACAGGUGAUACCUGAAGUAGUUGAUUCCUUAGCUGAUGUCUGUGGCGUGUCACCCCCGGAGGAUGAUGACACUUUUCUUGACUUACCUGAUAACCAAGAUGAUAUAGAAUUAGGUGGCGCCAUGGACACACGUCCGAGGUAUGUUCGGAUUGUCAGCAAGCAGAUGGUAGGGAUAUAUGUAUCUGUUUGGGUGCAGAGGAGGUUGAGAAGGCAUAUCAAUAAUCUUAAAGUUUCCCCUGUUGGGGUUGGCAUUAUGGGCUACAUAGGAAACAAGGGUUCUGUCUCAGUUAGCAUGUCUCUCUUUCAGUCACGCAUGUGCUUUGUUUGUUCCCAUCUGAGUUCUGGUCAGAAAGAUGGAGCUGAACAGAGGCGAAACUCUAACGUUCAUGAAAUUCUAAGACGCACUUGCUUCUCAUCUGUCUUUGAUAGUGAUCAACCACUAACAAUACCAUCUCACGACCAGAUUUUCUGGUUCGGGGAUUUGAAUUACCGUAUCAGUAUGCUAGAUGCAGAGGUUCGGAAAUUGGUAGCUCUAAAAAAGUGGGAUGAACUCAUGAAUUAUGAUCAGCUAAACAAAGAAUUGCGUGUUGGGCGUGUAUUUGAUGGAUGGAAAGAGGGGUUGAUAAACUUCCCACCCACUUACAAGUAUGAAAUUAACUCAGAUAGAUAUGUUGGUGAGUGCCCAAAAGAAGGGGAAAAGAUGAGAGCUCCUGCAUGGUGUGAUCGUAUAUUAUGGCUUGGGAAAGGAAUUAAGCAACUAGAAUAUGGACGUUCAGAAAUUAGGAUCUCUGAUCAUAGACCUGUUAGUUCGAUGUUCUUGGUUGAAGUUGAAGUGUUUGACCAACGCAAGCUAAAAAUAGCUCUGAAUUUCACUAAUACUGCAGCAGUACACCCAGCGAUUUUCACUGAUGAAGAUGGCGACAUAUUAUCAUCCUAUUGAAGAUGCGAAUCAAUCAACAAUCAUAUCAAGUAAAAACUGGUUUUGAAAUUUUUUGCUGUCUUUCAAGUGAUGUUGCCAAUUGGAGACAACUAUUAUACUCUUUCUAAACAUAGCUUCAAGAUCUCAAAUUCAAGAAGCAUUAAAUCCUAUCAAGUUAGCUCUGAAAGAAGCCUACUUUUGAGAUUAUUAAUCAAAUGGGUGUGGAGCUUUUUGUGAAUCUGAAUCAGUCACGAAGAAUCCAUUGAGAUUUGAGAUAGUUAUAAACUGUAUAUAAAAUAGGAUGAUUAUAGGAUUUUUUCUUUUAAUCCUUAGAAAACAACCAUUAUUUGAUUCUGGCCUCAUCAGUUCUGCGUUUUUCUAUACUUGGACAGUAAUCAUUGGGGUGGGUUAUUUUUCUGUAACAAUACAAUAGAAUGUAAGCUGAUACUGAUUUGUACCAUGAACUUAAACUAAUAUAAUGCCAUUGGCUGGCUUCUGUUGUA